AUGUCGAAGCAGAGAGUCAUGAAGCUGGCGUCCUUUUUUUGGUUAACAUCAGCUUUCAUUGUUGCACUCAACCUUUUUCUGACAUAUAAACUAAAGUUAUGCCGUCCAUAUAUUAACAGGCUUUUCUGUGUAAAUUGGAGCAUUGUGUCACUGGCAUGUUUCCCUAAUGAAACCUCUAUUAAUGAAAUUGUUGCAAACAUUACAAUACUUAUUUGUAUUCUUUAUGGUUUCUUCAUUGUUUGGUCAUACAUGUAUAUAAUUAAAAGAUGUGCCAGUUCUAUGGAAAACCGGGCCAAGUUCAUGCAAACAUGUGUGCCACAUUUAAUUUCCUUGUGCACCUUUAUUCUAACUAUUUUGACUGAUAUUAUUAAUAAUCGACGUAGUUCUGCAGAUGUAGCCAAGACUUUGCAAAAUUUUAUUGCAAUGGAAUUUCUUGUCAUUCCUCCCCUCAUAAAUCCACUCAUUUAUGGUUUCAAACUGACSAAAGUUAGAAACAGAAUUAUUACUUUUGUUACYCUCAGAUGUAAAUAAAUGYRAGCACAACUCUUUCAGACGUAUUAAAAAGCAAUGCUUUCAUAAACAUUUACUUUGAUUUUUGCU
Poecilia reticulata (guppy) is the source of this 600-nucleotide messenger RNA. Lineage: Eukaryota; Metazoa; Chordata; Actinopteri; Cyprinodontiformes; Poeciliidae. The record is from RefSeq and is a predicted model, not a curated record.